AUGGUCACCUACGAUUGCAAUUGCAAGGAUAUUGCAAUUACGGAGGGGAUAUUCGGAGAAAUUUAUAUCGAUGCCCAAAGCAAUGGACUCCAGUUGACGCCAGUAAAAUCGUAUACGAUGAUCAAUAAGAAUCGCUUGGAGAUUGUCGUUAUUUCCUGGGGUGCCACGAUCGCUUCUGUAAAAUGUCCCGAUAAGUUCGGGCAUGUCGCGGAUAUCGUGCUCGGUUUCGAUGAUUUGAAGAGCUAUACGAAUGCCAGGAUUAAUCCGUUUAUAGGAUGUAUAUUGGGCAGAUGUGCGAAUCGCAUAAGAAACGGCAGUAUUGUCGUUAAAGGCGAAACGUAUCAACUAACGAGAAACGAUCUCGGCAAGCAUCAUUUGCACGGAGGUACGAAGGGUUUCGGCCGGCGAUUGUGGGAGUCGCAUAUCGAUGGCUGCUCAGUUGUCAUGACUUACUUAAGCGCAGACGGUGAAGAGGGAUAUCCUGGUGCAGUAUUGAGCACAGUGAGAUUCAGGUUGAUGCCUGACAAUAAACUGGAAAUAGGUAUCCGAGCGACAACGACGAACUCUACUAUAGUGAACAUCUCGCACGGUUCUUUGUUCAACCUCGCUGGACACGACGCCGGUAAGAAGGAACUGAUGAAGCACAAGAUCUCGUUGAACUGCGAUCGCUGGACCUUCGCGGAUUACACGGACCCGGUACCAACCGGCAGCAUCCGAGGAGUCGGAGGAACCGUCAUGGAUCUGCGUGUACCAAAACUUCUGGAGAGCUGCAUAGAGAAGGUUCCCCCGGGUGAGGGAUACGAUCAUAACUAUUGCGUCACGCCGAACUGGCAUGGAGGUAAUGCAUAUGUCGCUCGAGCCGUUCAUCCGAACAGCGGUCGCGCCUUGGAGAUUUACUCGAAUCAGCCUGGCGUACAGUUCUAUACAGGCGGCCGUCUAGGCAGUAUUUCUGAGGUAGUGUGAAUGCGACGAUAAUCGAAAUUCAUAAUCUGCCUUGAAAUAAUACGAGGAAUAACGCUAUCUCAGGCUAAUAGCGAUGUUGUUGUUAAAUACGACAACAGCCCGAAUCGCGAAGAGGAUUAUGAGAGAGAAAAGACUGAUCAGAUGGAAAAAGAUGUGACACCUGAACGCGAGUCGCUCGAAUUUAUUUCAGGGAAGCAAGGUGCUCGCUACGUGAAGCACUGUGCUUUCAGCAUUCAACCGCAAAACUAUCCAAACGCCAUUAAUUAUUCACAUUUCCCCUGUUCUAUUCUACAACCCGGAGAAAUCUAUUCUCACGACUUAAUUUACAAAUUCGGUAUCCAACUGGCUAAUUAUAUGUGACGGCAU
Messenger RNA from Vollenhovia emeryi, 1329 nucleotides. Its product is annotated as aldose 1-epimerase-like. NCBI's taxonomy places the organism in Eukaryota, Metazoa, Arthropoda, Insecta, Hymenoptera, Formicidae. The transcript has 8 exons. The record is from RefSeq and is a predicted model, not a curated record. Gene Ontology annotation, molecular function: aldose 1-epimerase activity; carbohydrate binding. Gene Ontology annotation, biological process: beta-D-galactose catabolic process via UDP-galactose, Leloir pathway; glucose metabolic process.